This is a messenger RNA of Centruroides sculpturatus (bark scorpion), 944 nucleotides long. RefSeq lists its product as uncharacterized. Bases 283 to 687 code for a protein of 134 amino acids. Lineage: Eukaryota; Metazoa; Arthropoda; Arachnida; Scorpiones; Buthidae. The record is from RefSeq and is a predicted model, not a curated record. The transcript is spliced from 4 exons.
UUAUUCGAGUAAAUGUAAAUAAUAAUUAAAAAAAAUAAAUCGAAUAAAAAAUUCUAUUCAGCGAUAAAACAAUAAAAAUAGAAUGUUAAUCAAUAUUUUGUCGGAAGGCGUGCCAAUGGGCGUUGUUUCCUUUAACGGAAGCGGCAGACUGCACGAGGAUAUUUCCAGCGCGUGAUCGGAACGACCUUUAGUGUCAAAAUGAGAUAAAACUUUGACGUCAUUACCUGAUCUUCCUAUGUUAUUUUGAUAUCUUGUUAAAGUUGUGUUCGUUUUUACUUACAGAUGUUAUCGAAACAGAGUCCUUACUUUUCGCCGACGCAGACAGGUGCUCUACCUUCGCCAGUUCCCGCCGAGAGCCCAUUUGUCUUUGUGUUCGGAGUCGUGUGUGGGGUUUUGCUUGUGGUGUUGGUAUUGGUCCUUGUACUGUGCCUUGUCAGGAGGAAAAAUGGACAUCCUUACGAAGAAGGUGAGCGACUUGGUCUUACUGCAUUGAUUCGUAGAACUGUACAUCGUAAUGGUCACCUACCUCGAGGUAAAGGAAAUCAUCUUUCAAAAUUACCUCGUUUGGGUCCUGUUUCGGCAGAUGAACUACCUGCUGCGUUUAUGGAAAGACAUAUGGACAAUGACUUGCUAUUUCAAAGUGAAUUUGAGGUAUUUUUCUUGUUACUAAUUUUUAAUUUUCGAUAAUAGCUAAAAUCUCGCACUGAAUACUAUGAAUUUAAACAAUUAAAUAUAACAGCUUUUUCUUUAACAAAAAAGAAUUUUUGUCCUAAUGGAAAAAUUUAGAGCUAUUUCUUUUUUAUUUUUUAUAAUAGAGCAAAUUAAAAAAAUGAGUCAAUGAGUCAGUCAGCUUUAGUGUUAAACACACCCCAUUUGUUAUAUUAUAUAGUUUUUGACAUGUUUAAUUAAAAUAAAUUUUGGUUCCUGUUGUAAUUUUACAUUUA